Molecule: messenger RNA, 417 nt
Organism: Chironomus riparius
Lineage: Eukaryota; Metazoa; Arthropoda; Insecta; Diptera; Chironomidae
Source: the annotation of a GenBank genome assembly
AUGUUUAUCUUCGUCAAUCCUGCACAGACUAAUCCUACACAGUCCAGCUUUGAAACCAACAAUCACAUAAAUUCAAAUUCCAAAGAUGAACUUCAACUAGUGGCUAGUGAACAAAAAGGAUUUUUAAGUUUUAUAUUCAAGAUUAAGAUGCCGAUAGUAACAACAGCUUUGUCUUGUGAAUUAGAGUAUGGAACUCGAAUAUUUGCAUGGUUUCAAUUUGUUACUAAUUGUUUCGUUGCUUUAUUGCAUUUAAUGUUUCUGAUGCUUGAGAAUGAACAAUUUUAUCGAUGUCUGCAUUUUGUAAUAUUUACCAUCUCUGCUUAUUUCGCAUGGCAACUAAUAUCUGGAAUUAAUUCGAUUAAAGAAAAUAAAUCAAAGAAAAGAGGAGACUUUCAUAAUAGGACACAAAAUGGCUAG